Hirundo rustica (Barn swallow) is the source of this 1737-nucleotide messenger RNA. RefSeq names its product biotin--protein ligase-like. NCBI's taxonomy places the organism in Eukaryota, Metazoa, Chordata, Aves, Passeriformes, Hirundinidae. Gene Ontology annotation, cellular component: cytoplasm. Gene Ontology annotation, molecular function: biotin--[biotin carboxyl-carrier protein] ligase activity. The record is from RefSeq and is a predicted model, not a curated record.
AUGCUGAUCACGCUGUGCUACCUGUACCUGUGGGCGCGCUGGGGGCCGCGCUCGGCCGCGCUGGUCCGCAGCACCGUGCGGAGGCUGCACCGCUCCCGCUGCUCCUUCACCUUCUGCGCCCGCCAGCCGCAGCCCGGGGAGCGCGUGUGCCUCCGCAGCGGAAAGGUGUUCUGCACCGGCGAGGCGCAGUUCCUUGAUGACUUAAACAGGUGGAGUGUGCUUCUCAUCUCUCCCUUCCUUCACCCCGAGAAGCUGCUGCCAGCAGAGCACAUCGCCUUUGUGACAGAAAGCGUUUCUGCUCACACAGAGAGCUUGCAGAGAGCCCCUGACUCUUCAGUGGAGAUUGUGAAGUGGUCAGACUUUUGUUCACCCUUGGCCUAUAAACCUGGUGAACCUUUUAAGUUAAUUGCUGAAGCCAGUGUAGAUAAUUUCAGUAGCCUUGGAAUAGCCUUCCUGGAAGACAGGCUGCAGAUGGAGAACGGGAUGGUGCCGCACAGGAUCGUCUCUGUCCAUUUAAAGGAAUCUACUCUGAAGGAGCUGGCAAAGGAGGCGCCGUCGGUGAAGGAGGAAAGCUCAGGCAUGGAUGCAGUAACUCCUGCUGGGAAGCCAGGAUCAGGACAGAGCGAGGAGGAGAAAUCCAAGCUGGAAGAAGAAAGGGAGCAGGAGGAGACAGGGGCCGAGGAACAUCUCCACUUGCACAUCUCCAGCUGCCACGAGUGCCUGCAGCUGGAAAACAGCACCAUCGAAUCGGUGAAAUUCGCCUCCGCGGAGAACAUUCCGGAGCUUCCCGACGACCGCAGCGGCAGACCGCGGGAGAAGGAGGACGAGCGUCUGGAGAAAGGAGUGAGGGGAGCAAACCUCGCUGGGAAGCCCCCUAAUAUAUUGAUUUACGUGGGCUCUGAGCCUGCCCAAGCCAGGUUCGAGCGGGUGAGCUCGGUGCUGGGGGAGUGCGUGGACGCGGAGCGCUACGCCAUCUACCAGCUGCGCCAGGAGCAGGUGCUCAGGGACCCCUGGGCUGACAACGCCCUGCUGCUGGUCAUUGCCACGGAGGAGCCCAUUCCUGAGGGCAGCCACAAGCAGUUCAUGACGUUUCUGUCCAAGGGGGGGAAGAUCCUUGGCUUUUCUUCGUCCUUCGCCUUCGGGGGCGUGCGGGUAAAGCGCAAGAGCGAGCUGAGGAAGGCCGUGCGGGAGCUGGUGGUCUCUAGGAAGGACGGGCCCGAGGUGAAGCUGAACCUCCUGGUCAGCGGCUGUGUUUUUGAGGAAGGGCUGAAGGGAGAUGCCAGCAGAGUGAAGGUGUGGAGCCGAUUAAAUAACGGCGAUAAAGAGCCGGUUAUCGUGCAUCUGACUCACGGGAGCGGCGGGGGAGAAGCCAUCCUUUCCCAGGCCCAUUUGGAGCUGGACAGCAGCUGCGUGGAGGUGCAGACCGAAGAGGAUUUUAAUUUGCUCAAGAUGAGCAAUUCCAAGAGAUACGAAGUUCUCAAGGAGAUGCUGACGUGCCUUGGGCUGAGCUGUGAAUUGAGAGGAGUUCCUGUGCUCACACCCAUUUAUCUGCUCUCUCCAGAUGAGGAUAAAUCACCACCUCGCGGACCUCUGAUUUAUCAGCCUUUUGGUGAAGCGUUACGUGGUGAUGUCGUGUCAAAGGUGGACCUUGUUCCUCUGGGUCCUUUCCCCUCAAAACCAGAUUUAUGGGGCUGCUACCGAACUGUAAAUUGUGUUUUUAGCAGAGAGCUCGAGUAG